GUGCAGAGAGUGCCUAGUAGGGAUUACCCAGUGGGGAGAACCCAGAAGAGAACUCCUGUCAUCUGUUAGCACUGAAGCUCAUAACUCCAUUAGUAUAUGAGUGUCAUUAGUGCUUCAGAUUCUUAACUCGUGACAGGAAAUUGCACUUUGGCUUGCAUUUUCCUCUCCCCGGCUAAGCCUCUGCUGAACAACAAUGGAUUGGGCCAACCUUGCUCUUGCGGGCUUAGUGCUUAUCCUGAUUCUCCUGCUGGUUCUGAAAAGAGAAUAUUUCUGGAAGAGCCAUGCAAGAGAUGGCUUUCCUCCAGGACCCAGGCCUCUACCCAUCAUUGGAAAUCUGCACAUCCUGGAUCUGAAGAGGCCUUAUCGGACGAUGCUAGAGCUGUCCAAAACAUAUGGCUCGGUUUUCAGCCUUCAGAUGGGACCAAAUAAAAUAGUGGUGCUGUCAGGAUAUGAUACAGUGAAGGAAGCUCUGGUGAACCACGCAAAUGCAUUUGCAGGGAGACCUGAAAUCCCAGUCCUCGAAAAAAUUGUAAAAGGAAAUGGAAUUCUAUUUUCUAGUGGAGAAAACUGGAAAGUGAUGCGAAGGUUUACUCUCACAACCUUACGAGACUUUGGAAUGGGCAAGAAAGCCAUAGAGGACUUCAUUGUGGAAGAGACUGGACACCUAGCAGAUGCCAUUGAGUCACACAAAGGGAAACCUCUUGAGAUGACCAUGAUGCUAAAUGCAGCUGUCUCUAAUGUCAUUAUGUCCAUAUUGCUUGGAAAGCGGUUUGACUACGAAGAUCCCACAUUGAAAAGGCUCCUGUCUUUGGUGAACGAAAAUGUCAGGCUUCUUGGAAGUCCAUCAGUUUCGCUGUACAAUAUAUUCCCAGUCUUUGGAAUCUUCCUGAAGGACCACAAAACCAUUGUGAAGAACAGAGAGGAAGUUGGUGCUUUUGUCAAGGCCACUUUUACAGAACAUCUCAAAACCCUCGACAAAAAUGACCAGAGGAGCUUCAUUGACACUUUUCUUGUCCGGCAACAAGAGGAGAAAGGUAACACCAAUGGGUACUUCCAUAACGACAACUUAGAUGAGGUUAUGCAAAAUCUGUUUAUAGCUGGUAUGGAGACCACAUCCACCACUUUGCGCUGGGGACUUCUGCUCAUGAUGAAAUAUCCUGAAAUUCAGAAAAAGGUCCAAGAAGAGAUAGAGCGAGUGAUAGGAUCAACCUCCCCGCGCAUCGAACAUCGAUCUCAAAUGCCAUAUACAGAUGCUGUCAUCCAUGAAAUCCAGAGGUUUGCUAAUAUCCUGCCAUUGAACUUGCCUCAUGCGACUACUGAAGACGUCACUCUCAAAGGUUACUUCGUUCCCAGGGGAACCUACGUCAUCCCCUUGCUGGCCUCUGUUCUGCGAGACAAAUCCCAGUGGGAGAAACCUGACAUGUUCUAUCCAGAGCAUUUCCUUGACUCUGAGGGGAAGCUUGUAAAGAAAGCAGCUUUCAUGCCUUUUUCAGCAGGGCGGAGGAUCUGUGCUGGUGAGACUCUUGCCAAAAUGGAGCUCUUCCUCUUCUUCACAAGACUCCUGCAGCAGUUCAUCUUCCACCCUCCCCCUGGAGUUUCUUCUUCAGACCUGGACCUCACCCCUGCCGUUGGGCUUACAACCCCUCCAGCAGUUCAUGAGGUCUGUGCAGUGCCACGUUCCUAGAGCUUUUCUCAGGCAUCCUCCUUCUUUCAAAAUGUUCAGAUGAAACAUCCUAGUCUUUCUAGUCACAUGUGGGCAGUUUAGUACUUCAGAAUACAGUAAGGGAUUUUUAGCCCAAGCACAUCUCAGGUCUUAGCUGGAAGUGUUUCACCCACCCUUGCUCCAGGCACUACUCAAAAGGGAAAGUGAUGGUCACUAUAAGAGUGGAUCCUACAAGGGACAUAGCAAAAUUCAAGUCUGUACGCUAUCUCUGCACCUCUGCAUGUUCCCCUCAAGGAAAGAGGCCAAGGGGCCAGUGUCCGGGCCAGACCUCAGACAGAUACUUCACGCACAUGCACACACAUGCACACACAUCCUCCUUCCACACCUCCAGUGCAGACUAGUUGCUUCCAAGGUGCCUAUUGGAAAUGGCAUUACACAUUUUACAUUGGCAUUAUACAAGCAUGCACACACAUACACACAUGUGCAAAUAUAACUUAACAAUAUAGCAAGACAACAUUAGAUGUCAACCUAACUCAGAAUUACAGUGAAGACGAACAGAAGACUGUCACAUGAAAACAUAGAAAUCCCCUGGCUGGAAGCUAAUAUUGAUUUGGUUAACUUCAGAAUACUGUACAUACUGAUAAGAGUAAUUGAACCUUGAAAAAAUAUAAAAUCCUUCUCCACCAAAAAAUCAAA
This is a messenger RNA of Struthio camelus australis, 2359 nucleotides long. Its product is annotated as cytochrome P450 2K6. Gene Ontology annotation, molecular function: heme binding; iron ion binding; oxidoreductase activity, acting on paired donors, with incorporation or reduction of molecular oxygen, reduced flavin or flavoprotein as one donor, and incorporation of one atom of oxygen. Lineage: Eukaryota; Metazoa; Chordata; Aves; Struthioniformes; Struthionidae. The record is from RefSeq and is a predicted model, not a curated record. Gene Ontology annotation, biological process: xenobiotic metabolic process. Gene Ontology annotation, cellular component: intracellular membrane-bounded organelle; cytoplasm.